UCCAAAAGAUGUCAGUGGCGAUGAUCAACAAGUCAGAGGAGGCUGAAGGAGACACCUGGAAUGAAAUAGGUACUGAAGAAAGGUUUAAAUAUGGAUGGAGAUCUCAAUGUCCAGUGUGGUGGAUCAGAGCUGCUGCAGUGUGUCUGGGACUCCUGCUGCUCAUUGUGAUCUUCGGCCUGGUGGCCCACAAUGCCAGUGCUAUCGGUCAGCAGGACUCACUGUUGGAUCAUCUGAUGAAGUGUGAAAAGCUGAUUCACAACCUGACGACAGACAACUACGCUCUGAGAGACGAGCUGAACCAGAUGAAGGUUAAUUCCAGCAGACUGACAAAAGAGAUGGAAGAGCUGCAGAGAGAAUACAAGACUGUGGCUGCGAGUCGAGACCACUUACUGCAGGAAUACACAACUUUAAACAGCAGCUCAGCGUGUAAAGUGUGCCAGCGUGGAUGGAUCAAGUUCAACAACAAGUGCUACUACGCCUCAGAGAAAGGACAGGCCAAGAACUGGGAGGACAGCAGGAAGGACUGUCUGAAAAGAGGAGUCGACCUGGUGAUGCCGACCACAAAAGAGGAACUGGACUUUGUGGCCAGAAUUUACGAGAAAACCUGGAUCGGUUUGUCUGACAAGAAGCAUGAGGGAACGUGGCUCUGGGUGGACGGAUCCAGGCUGGUGACGGGGUUCUGGCAGACUGGAGAACCCAAUAAUGCUGGAGAUGAGGACUGUGCGGAGUUCAUAAAUGGGAAAUGGAACGAUGCUCUUUGUAGCUUGACAGUACCGUGGAUUUGUGAGGAUUAAGAGCCAAUGAGCUAUAAGAGAUUGAGCAGCACAUGCUUUUAUAUUCAUACAUUUAUAUUCUUCUGCUUCUUGAAUGUCAACUACAACUGUCCAGUAGUCAACUGAAGCCUCCAUCCACAUGUAAAAAACAUCAAUAUCAUGUGUGUCAUGUCAGCCUUAGCUUCCAAUGACUCCAGUAACCGAAUCUUCUAUAAUUCAAUCAGUGAAACACAUGAAUCUUUCACAGAGAAGCGUGUAGAUGAAAACCAAAGGAACCUAACAGAGGUAAAAACGGACAUUUAACCAAAAUCAGCAUGUCUGUAUGUAUAUUUUUGAUCCAGCAGGUUUUGUCAUAUUUCUAGAAGACCUUUAAUAAAUCAAUGAAAUACCAUAAAUUCGUGAUUGCUUAUUGGGAUGACGAUUCAUGUGUUGAAGUGAUUCCAUCAUAGAAAAAUCAGGUUUAUAAGAGUCAUUGAAAACUUACCACCAUGAUAUACAAAAUCUGCACAAGUGUAUAGAAACUUCUGUUUUUGAUCCUAUUACAGUUAGUUCCCUACUUACUGAUCGAAAUAUAUACAAUAAUAGACAGUCUGAUGACAAUGUUCUUGUCUCUUGUAAUUUUCAAUCUUCAUAAACCCUUCAAUUAUGCUGCUACUUUGUAAUUUCUUUUAUAUCACUGAAAUAUUUAAAAAAAAUAUAUCCAUUAAAAAUUAUACUGAGCAA
Messenger RNA from Acanthochromis polyacanthus (spiny chromis), 1496 nucleotides. RefSeq names its product CD209 antigen-like protein C. The record is from RefSeq and is a predicted model, not a curated record. Lineage: Eukaryota; Metazoa; Chordata; Actinopteri; Pomacentridae. The transcript is spliced from 4 exons. Bases 9 to 794 code for a protein of 261 amino acids.